Harpia harpyja (harpy eagle) is the source of this 10229-nucleotide messenger RNA. RefSeq names its product vascular endothelial growth factor receptor kdr-like. The coding region runs from base 766 to 4713 and encodes 1315 amino acids. The transcript is spliced from 30 exons. The record is from RefSeq and is a predicted model, not a curated record. NCBI's taxonomy places the organism in Eukaryota, Metazoa, Chordata, Aves, Accipitriformes, Accipitridae. Gene Ontology annotation, biological process: vascular endothelial growth factor receptor signaling pathway; protein phosphorylation; positive regulation of kinase activity. Gene Ontology annotation, molecular function: ATP binding; vascular endothelial growth factor receptor activity. Gene Ontology annotation, cellular component: plasma membrane; signaling receptor complex.
AACCAAACCCAGAGGCGUGGGGGAAAAGGGAAACACCUAAGGCGGGAUCUGGCCAUGCCCAAGCUCCGCUGCCUGCCGGCUGCCUGCCCCGGGUGCUGCAGGGUGCCCCCCGGCAGGUAGCCAGGCUGGGGGACCUGGAAGCUCCCUCUCGUCCUGCCUUGUGAAACUCACUGAAGUUGAGAGAUUUGUUCUUCUUCCUCAUCUCUGCAGCACCUGCACCUCCCUGGAUAAAUACAUCUAAGAGGAGGCUUUUCCGUUCAGCCACCUUAUCCCAAACUCCAGGCAAAGGACUGCUCGGAGCAGCGACUCACUGACUGGAGGAAACUUUUUGCCAAACUUUUCUGGUGCUUCGCUCUGCUAUUUAACCCCUUGAGUUGCUUUGCACCACUCAGGCGGGCUGGGGAGCCUUCUCUUCUCAGGCAGAGUAACACUCCCCCCCCAGGCACCCCGCGAAUGAGAAAAGCAGGGGGAAACGAGGAAUAAAGUUAUUGUGAAAAGGGGGGGGGGGAAAAGCCUAAAAACUUGCACCUCGAGAAGAAAGGAAGGAAAACAAAAUCCGCAGCCCAAGGAUGAAGCGGUGAAUGGAAAGAACAAUUUAACUGGAAUCAACAAGUGGGAACUUCUGCCCGCCGUGCUCUUCCCCUCCCUUCCCGCUCCAGCCCCGCAGGCUUUCAGAAACUUGUUGCUGGAAAGAAAACUUAUCCCCGGUUCGCGGACCUCUCCUCCCGCUCCUCGCAAGGGAUAUAGCAGUCACCGGCACCGGCGAUGGUCCCCAGGCCCAGCACCGCCCUGGCCGUCUAUGCCCUUCAGGGGCUGCUCCUGAUGCACGGUCUUGCUGAGGAAGAAUUUUUUGAGAAACCAACGCUAAGCAUUGCAAAAGACCACAUUGUCAUCUUAGCAGGAGACACACUAAAAAUAAAAUGCAGGGGAGCACCUUCUGUAAGCUGGCUUUUGAGGCGGGACCAGAAGGAAGACCCCCGAGUGCACAUAAGUAAUUGUCGCAAUAACACAAGGCAAAGCUGCAGCAUGCUCGUCAUCAGGAAAGUCAUAGCUAAUGACACCGGUUACUUCACCUGCAUUCAUGAUGACUCCCCAUCUAAAGAGGAUCUCACGGCCAAGAUUUAUGUGUUUGUUAAAGACUACAGAAAUCCAUUUGUGGAGAUUCACCCGGAACAUCCUGAAAUAAUCUACAUUUUAGAUGCUAAGAAAACGGUUGUUAUCCCUUGCCGAGUUACCUCGCCAGAUAUCAAACCUAAGCUUACCCAGUAUCCUUCCUCUGUAGAGAUGAACUUCAAGAGGAUGGUGUGGGACCCAAGAAAAGGAUUUGUCAUCCCCUCUUAUUCUUUCAUUUACUCUGGAGUACUCACAUGCACUGCAAAUGUCAAUGGAAGUGUGUUCACCUCCUAUUACCUAGCACAGAGAUUGGAGGGCAGAGUACAGAACCUGGCUCUGAAAGCAACUCCCAAAAAACUGCUGGUUGGAGAAACUCUUUCUUUGGAAUGCAGAGCAGAAACCUUCAUCAAUGGGCGCAUUGAGCUCAUAUGGACAUGUCCCAGUGGGAGACACCCUUAUCCUAGAAGAACAAUAGACCAGACUGGCAUGGUGAAUAAAGUUGGCAGUAGCCUGACAAUUGAAAAUGUCACCAUGCAAGACGGAGGCCUGUAUGUAUGCAAAACAUUCAACGUAACAAGGCUGGAAGCCAAUGUCACAGUUACAGUGUAUGACAAACCUUUCAUUACAGUUUCACAUAAGAAAGGGCCUUACUACGAGAUUACAUCAGGACACAGGUCACUGAAACUAGCUGCAAAGGUUGAUGCCUUUCCUCGUCCAAGCGUCACCUGGUACAAAGACGGCAAACUGAUCAAGGAUAACCACACUUGCUAUGAGCCGGAUCCAAUGAAGUACAGACUGGGCAUAAGAGAUGUGAGACCAAAGCAUGCUGGAAACUACACCAUCGUCUUGAGCAAUGCAAAAUACGGCCUGUAUAAGAACCUCACCAUGCAGCUGGUAGUGACAGAGAGACCCAAAAUCUAUGAAAAGGAAACUGAUUUUGAUAAGAUUGAGCGGGUGGAAUUACGAAGCAAACACAAAAUCCAGUGCACCGUAAGCGGGAAUCCUGACCCGAAGAUCGAGUGGAAGUGGCAGCCCUGCAGCCUUACAGACAUGUUAUGCAACCCCGAUGGGCAAAAAAUUGUGGUUCACGAGAACAUGUUCAUAGGCAACAAGAUCAGAAGCAUUGAAAACAUAACCAUGAAGCAUGGGGAUAAAAGAAAGAUUGUGAGCACACUAACUACGGAAAACAGCAGUGCAUCAGGAAUCUAUUACUGUGUGGCUUCAAACAAGAUCGGUGAAGAAGAGAGGAGCAUUGAGUUCUACGUCUCAGAUGUGCCGUUUGGGUUGCAAACAGACCCACAAGUCACAACCAUUGUGGGGAAUGAUGUCCGGCUGACCUGCCGGGCCUCCAAGUACAUCUACAGUCACCUGGCCUGGUAUUACCCCUCCUCAGAGGCGGCUCUCAGUGACUCAGUGAUCAAGACAACUGACAACUAUUCCAUUUCUUUGACAUUGGUCAUUACUAAUGUCACGAAGGAACUGAGUGGUCUCUACAAGUGCAGAGCCCAGAACCAGCACAACAGCACCGACACACUAGAACAGCACACUCAGCUCCUCGUCAGAGCAAAGGCAGCACCAUAUGUGAUACAAAACCUCACAGAUCUGGAGGUUAACAUCAGCGGCAAGAUUAUUCUGGAGUGCAGAGUCAGUGGAACGCCAGAACCUCAGAUUACGUGGAGGAAGAAUGGCUACCCCAUUUCAGCAGCAUCAGGAAUUUCCAUGGAAAAUAAUACCCUGGUCAUUGAGCGAGUGAAAAAGGAUGAUGAAGGGCUCUAUGAAUGCAAAGCAUCUAACGACAUGGGCCAAGACAGCACAUCAGCCUUCAUUAAAAUACAAGGUUCUGAGGAGAAAUCCAACAUUGAAGUUAUCAUUUUGGUCUGCACUGGUCUAGCCGCUACCCUCUUCUGGCUUCUUCUGACCCUAUUCAUUCGGAAACUGAGAAAACCUGAUGCCACAGAUAUUAAAACAGGAUACCUGUCAAUUAUAAUGGAUCCAGAGGAAAUGCCUCUUGACGAGCAGUGUGACCGUCUUCCCUACGACAGCAGUAAAUGGGAGUUCCCAAGAGACAGACUGCGGCUGGGUAAAACACUGGGUCAUGGUGCUUUUGGGAAGGUGGUGGAGGCGUCUGCUUUUGGCAUUGAUAAAUCUUCAACCUGCAAAACAGUUGCCGUAAAAAUGCUUAAAGCAGAAUGUGCAACUACUAAUGAAUGCAAGGCUUUAAUGUCUGAACUGAAGAUCCUCAUCCAUAUAGGACAUCACCUGAAUGUAGUCAACCUGCUGGGAGCCUGCACCAAAGCUGGAGGUCCUUUAAUGGUCAUAGUAGAAUAUUGUAAAUAUGGAAAUCUGUCCAACUAUCUAAGAGGAAAACGAGGAGAUUUCAUUGCAUACAAGUCACAGGAAAACUCUGACCAAGCAGAGAAAAGUCUGGAUGAGUCCAACAGUGAUUUGACCGAACUGAUCAAGAGGCGCCUUGAGAGUGUAGCCAGCACAGGAAGCUCUGCCAGCUCAGGAUUUAUUGAAGAUAAGAGUUACAGCGAUUCAGAAGAUGAUGAAGAAGAUGCUGAGGAUCUGUACAAGCGUCCCCUGACUUUGGAGGAUCUGAUUUGCUAUAGCUUCCAAGUGGCAAAAGGCAUGGAGUUUCUCGCCUCCCGAAAAUGCAUUCAUCGGGAUUUGGCAGCAAGGAACAUCCUUCUUUCAGAGAACAACGUAGUUAAGAUCUGUGACUUCGGACUAGCCAGGGACAUUUAUAAAGACCCUGACUAUGUACGGAAAGGAGAUGCAAGACUUCCACUCAAAUGGAUGGCUCCAGAAGCUAUUUUUGACAAAAUUUACACAACCCAGAGUGAUGUAUGGUCUUUUGGAGUGCUACUAUGGGAAAUAUUUUCUCUAGGUGCCUCACCAUACCCUGGAGUGCAGAUAGAUGAGGACUUUUGCCGACGGCUCAAAGAAGGAACGCGGAUGAGAUCUCCAGAGUACUCUACUCCAGAAGUCUACCAGACAAUGCUGGAUUGUUGGCAUGGAGUACCCACAGAGAGGCCUACUUUCACUGAGCUUGUGGAGCGCUUAGGAGAUCUUCUUCAAGCCAAUGUACAGCAGGAUGGUAAAGACUAUAUUCCACUGAACAUCACCUUGUGUCCUGAUGGAGAAUCUAACUCCAAAACUUGCCCUGUGGAAGAAAACUUGAACAACUGUGUUAAUCGCUGGAGUGCAGUGGAAACUGGUAUCAACAGCAAGAAGCGACCACUGAGUGUGAAGACAUUUGAUGAGGUGCCAGUGGAAAAGGAGAAAGUGAUGCAUGAGGAGUCAGACAGUGGGAUGGUGUUGACAUCAGAUGAGAUAAAAAGCCCGAAGAGGCUGGAAAUUCGUUCUUGGCCUUACGGGAUCAUGGCUCUAGCGCGGAGAGCUGUUAGCAAGAGCAAAGAAUCCAUACUAUCUGAUCAUGAGGCUGUCAAGUACCAGCCAGCAGUACAGGCAGAAGAGGACACCAUGGACUUCACACUGGAAGACUCUGUUCUCCUUCCUAUGGAUCCAAACCUGGAAUGCCACAGCCCACCUCCAGAUUACAACUCCGUCAUUCACUACUCGGCCCCUCCAGUGUAAUCAGCCUAACCUGACACAGAGCAUCUUGCACCUCUCAGCCAUGCUAGAUUCUUACAUGCCUCCAUGCCUGGGUAAAGAGGCUGGUUAAAAAUGGAAGGGAAAUCUGACAGGACAAUGGUUCACAUGUUUCUUCUGGCACAUCUCUGAUGUGAGUGGAAACAUUUUAAGAGCAUCUUCUUUGCUAUCUUUAAAGGCCUAUUGCAACAUAUGCAGUAAAUUAAAAUUCUGUCUAUCAGAAUUGUAAGUAGGAGCUGUAACCCAGAACUGCUUCCACUCCUUCCUCCCCUAGCUGGGACUGUUCAUUGGCAUUUGCAGAUUUACAAGUUCCUUCAUUCACAUUUUACUCCGUAAGAGUCACCAAGAGUCACGUCAAGCUAGCUGUGAAAACAAGAUUCAUUCUACUGGUCCUGCACACAUCCUGCAGUGAUAGUUUAGUAUGAUGCUGUAAGGGAUCAGUUGAAAACAACAGCCAUACAGACUAAUGUUUUGGUUUUGGAGAAAAUCCAAAAUUGAAACAUCAUUCUUAACUUGGGAUCUCACCUUCUGUAAAUAUUUCUGAAAUAUUCUGAAAUCCAAAAUAUUUUUGUUACAAUUUGUGAUUUAAUAAUUUCCACUGCCUAUAGGAUACACUCCUAAAAAUUAUAUAGCACAGACAAAGCAGUAGCGCUCAUGUAUCAAGAGGCAGGAUGGUCUUUUGGGCCAUCAGGGCAUACAAUGUGGUUAAAUCUGUUUCCCUGUGUUUUCUCCUUGUUCAAACCGCAAUUUAUUCAGCAUACAUGCAAUAAGGAACCUUGAUGGAGAUGCAUCUAUAAUGAUUGCAAGGCAAAAUCACUGCCUUAAGAACCUUCUUAAGCUUAGACAGACAGAAUUUCCCAGCACACAUGCAUGUUUGUGUGAGUGUGCAUAAAAUACUCAUUAACAACAUGAGAUUUACACAUAAAUGCACACACACCCUUGAGGCACCAGCAGGGUUGCAGCAUUUUUAUGUUUCCUUUCUGCACACAGGCUAUUUACUAAAAAGAAAGAAAAAAAAAAAAAAAGAAAAAAAAAAGGCAUUUCCUUUGGAUUCUGUGGCAGGUGCCCAACAGUCUGAUCCUGGGAAUACUAGCCCAUGCUAAACUGUAAGCAUAUGUGACACAUAUUUGUCUCUGACUGUCUUGCCAAGGUAAAUAUUGGUAUGAUAUGCAAUGCCCUCUGCCUCUAAACCCUUCAUGGCUUCAUGGUAAUUCAAAGCUUUUUGUGCAGCCUAAUCAUACAAGACUGAAUGGAUCACAAAUUCUCACAUUUGAGAAAUUCAAAGUUUGUUGCCCCCUGCCCAAAAGCUGUGUGUGGCAGCGACUGUUGGUCUGCAGGUAUGCAUACCGAGGUCCUAUGCAUACCCCAUGCACACUCACAACAACUUCAAAAAUAAGCAAAUAAUCCUUGUCAUUUAAUGUGCUAUGUAACAAUCAGAGUUGACUUUAGAAAUCUAGGAAGGGAAAAACUAUCUAGAUUGCAAGUAGAAAAAGCAAGGAUGAGAAAGAUGUUCAUUGACAGUCAAGGCUAUAACCUCCUAAGUUAGAAACCCAGAUCUGUAAAUGACUCUGUGCAGUUUCCUCCAAGGUCUGCACAACCCUUUCCUUUUCUUCUUAGACUUGACACUGAUUUGAAUUCUUCAGAGAAAAAGAAUUUUUCUUCAUGAUUGCAAACUGAAGGGAAAAAAAAAAAAAUAAUCCAACACUUGCAAACCAAUUAUAUUACCUUGGCAAAGACAGCCUAAACACCCUCGCAGCAGUGAAGAAAACAUUUCUGGAUGAUCAGUUACAGUUGGUUACAUUGAAGUAAACACAAACAAGCCUCAGGUAUUAUCAAAUGGGGAAACAAAUCUCCAAACCCCGUACCACGUUAACUGUGAAUGCUAAAGCAUCUGAAGUAUGGGCUCUUGGGAACUGUGCUUCUCGUUCUCCUUGACUUCAGAUUCGAUGUAUUAAGGAACUCAGCUGCAGUAACUCACGAGCCCCUUGUUCAUAGCGGACCUGCUAGAUAGCUGUGGUCUGUAGUUGCUUUAUGGUCAUAUUUGCACUUCUUUGUAUUUUAGUACCUAUGUAUUAAGUAGAGCUGGUCACAUAACAGAAGAAACUACUGGGAAAGAAUUCAUCUGAUGAGCCCCAGAAAGCUCAUUGGAUCGGUUUUCCAUCAAACAGUAAAUUAGCUAUCUAUAGCUCUGAUCAAUUAAUCAAUCACUUCUUUUGGAAAUAAUUUAUUCACAUGGCAAAAAGAAAAAAAGGCGCAGACAGUUUGUCUGGCUCUACUGUUAAUGGCAUCGGUGUGAGAUGGUUUGUACUGUGCCUUUUCUGGAGGGUAAGAAAAUGACAAUGUUUAAAAACCUUUGCUUAUAAACUUUAAAAUAAGUACAUACAAGGGAAAAAACCUGCAAGUAUGCUCUCUAUUUUGAAGAAGAAUGGGAAACACUGCUGGGUGAACUGUCUGCUUCUAAGAGAGCCGAGUAUAUUAUCUUUCCACUUUAGCAAGGAUGAACUGUAGAGGUUUCUCUGAGACCAGAGGAACACGAAGCAUGUUUCCUCAGUGGGACCCGAGCGGACACUCUAAUGGAGCGCUGGUAGACCAGGUCCCUUUCUGGCUCUCAAUAACGUGUAUCAGCCUUUCUGCAUUGCGUGAGAUGAUGUGAAAACAGAGCGCAGGCUCAAGUGCUCAAGACACAUUUUAAAACACUGGUUGCGUUGACAGCCCCCUGAAAACUGAGGGCUCCUCUGCAGUGGCAAAAUCAACAGCCGCCUUGAGCAGUAUCGAUGGCCAUUUCUUCAGAGAGCAAAGAUACCCUCCUAACCCGUGAUAAUGGCCUUCAAGUGUUCUGGAAAUGGCAGGUGACUGAUGUUUGGGCAGCUGUGUUUCCAAUGUUUAUUUUGAGUGGAAGUUUUUUUCCUCCUUAUAGUAAAUGUAACAAGCAAAAUUAUUGCCUGAAAAGUAUUAUUGAACAUAUGUCUUCUAUUUUAUUUACUAAUAUUUUGUUUGUCCUUUUCUCUCCUCCCUUAAUUUAAUUAUUGUUCUUUUCUUACAAUGAUGUAUAUAGUUUACCCAGUAGAAACAAAUAUAGUGAUUCAUUUAUAUGGUAAAAUUUGUAACAUUUUAGUUAAAAGAGAAAGAGAUACCCAGACAUAACAGAGUUAAGUAUUGUUACUAAACAUUUCACUAAUGCUUGCAGGCCAGGCUCCCGUUUACAGUACCCUACUAGUGCCAUUUCAUAGCAGUUCUCCUCUUGGCUGCGAGUAUCUCUGGCUGUCACUUAUUCUCCACAUUAGUUAGUUUCAGUUAGGAAACAGGGAUCUGGAGGAAUCUGGCAGGUUUAUCUCAUUCCUGGAAGUGUCACCAUGCAGCUCAUGGUAAAGGCAAGGAAUUUCCACUGCUUCCAUUUUAACUGAAGGCUGGUGUAUUGGCUAGAGGAUCAGAAGGGGCCAAACUGUUUAAAUGAUGUGAUGUUUAUUAUUUUUUCAGACUUCUCAGGGAUUCUUACUCGACUCCUCUCAGCCACCUGCUUUAUCUAACCUGACUGAGCUCAAUGGUAUCUGAUAUUAACACAUACCUUUGUUUUCUUUAAUGGUGCUUACUCCUACUGUUUUUGUCCUCUUGUAACCCCAGAGAAUUAGGGCAAAGGAACUCGGAGCUCACCACAGAAAUGUGUUGUCUUCUCUCCAACAGUCACCUGCCACAUAGGUGUCCAAGGAUAAGUGCCUUCACCUGCACGUUAUUGUUCAGGCUGGUGUUUUUAACAGCCUGGUUUCCUAUCUCCUCUUUUCUCUACUUUUCAUCUGUUUCUUGAUAUUUGCUCUUCACAGUCCCUUUGGAUUGCUUUUCUCUGCCUUUUGAACAACAUCAGGUAUAGGACUCACUUCACUCUGCUAUUUCCUGUAUAUUCUGCACUUGCAGAAGCUGAACUAGAUAAUCUAAAGCAAGCUUUUUUUCACAUUAAAAUUUUCCAAUAUAGGCAAGGGAAACUAGUUUAUAUUGGUUUGCCUGGAAGCCUUUCUGUAUCCUUCCCUGAAUGAGCAAAGCUUUUUAAUCUAUUGAUUUUUCAAUAUUUGGUAUCUGGAGCAAAACAAAGGUUGGUGACUAUCUAUGUGAAUCUCAUCUUUCUCCUAGUCCUUUAUCAAACAAUGAGGUUUCUCUUAGGUUCUUCCAAGUUAUCCUCACAAGAUAGGGGUCCUAACCAGGAUGCUGGGCCCACACGAUCCACUCAGGAUAUCAAGGAAGGUCAGAUAGAAACCUAAAGUCUGAGUAAUAGCCUCAAACAAAACCACUGAAAUUUGAACCCACUGAAUGCUGAAGAUGUAUACAUUUACAGCUGCCUGCAGGCAUAAACCGCUCUGCUUAAGACAUCCCACUAAUACAAACACUACUCUUCAGUUAGCCUCCUUGGCAAAUGCCUAGGGUAACCUAGAGCGUCCAGGCACUUCUCUCUUGUUAUUUACACUCUUGUAUACUGUAGGAAUGUUAGUCGGCAUGUAAGCCUCUAACUGGCCAGUCAACAGUUUAUGACUUAUCUACUCAAUGAUCCUUCACGCUGAGCUUUGGCACUGCCUUGUCAUGUCCUACCUUGCUUUACAAAUUUGAUCUGGUCCUAUUCCAGCUGUAUGGGUGUGGUCUUAGGUCAAUGGUCUCUAGCUCCCACCAGCACCAACUGGACAACACCGGGAAAUGUUUGGAGGGCAACAUUACUAGCAAAUAGCUACAUAAGAAGAUAAAGCAUUAUUGGGUUUUCCUGAACACAGGACUUAGCCAGGAUUAGUACCAUACUCAGAUAUCAGCCUAUAAGUAUUUUCUUAUCCUAAAGUGAAUGGAAAAUACAGAAGGUAGCAAUAAUUCUUUUGUCCCUCCCUGCAAAUAUUGGUAGUCAAACCCUGAGAUCCAUUUUCCUGUUUUUAUACUACACCACAAAAAACCCAGAAAGAAUUUUGCCAAAGUAAUGACACCAGCACUAUCUCACGCAAGUAAAAUUCAGGGAGGACUUCUGGAUUUGACCCUAUCAAGAGUCAGUCACUGUAUAGGAUGUAAGCAUUGAGCCCAAGCACUGGUUUGCUUGUUUGACACCUGUUGUUUUCAUACUGUGUUAACACAGAAAACUUGCUGGACUGGGUCAUUUGGGACCCCAAGCAAAUAUGAUGCCAUAAGGGCCGUGGUUACAGGAAGACCAGUGUGGUAUGCACUGAGCAGUGUCCCAUUCAUUGUCCUGCCUAAUAAUCCUGUGCCACAAGAGCCAGCACAUCCUUAUUACUCAAAUUCAUUUUUCCUUAGACCUUGAGUUGUCAAAGCAGCUAAUGAAAACUGGGAAAACCCAGUAAUUUGGGACUUAGAGAAAAUAAAUUAAGUGCCACGUAAUACUCAAAACACUAAGGAAUGUUUGUCUGCCAUGUUCCUGUCUGUCUGAAGAAUGUAUGCACUGAAAACAAUGCUUUCUUAUGUAGUCAAAAAUUGUACUGUAUCUAUUAACCAAAAAAAUAAAAAGAUUCUAUAUUUAUACA